AAUGAGAGAAUGGUCCACCAUUACUAGGAACAUCCAUUUUCUCUCAUUCCCAAAAACCCAACCCAACUCUCACACCCUAACCCCAUUCCAUUUCAUUUCAUUCAUUUCAACACAACACAACACAUUUCCCAUUUCUGUUCAACAUGCGCUGUUCUUCUUUUCAUUUCCGAUUUCAUCAUCAAAGCCUUUUCCUCCUUCUUUUUCUUCACUCUCUCAAAUGAACCACCACCACCACCACAAUGAACCACACAACAACUCUUCUUCUCCUCAUCUUCCUCCUCCCACUUUCUCUAGUCCACACAAUCACCGACCCAAACGACCUCAAAAUCCUCACCCAAUUCAAAAACAAUCUACAAAACCCCCAACUUCUACAAUGGCCAAAACUAAACAACGACCCUUGUGGCCCACCAUCUUGGAAAUUCAUCUUCUGUGACGGUAACAGAGUUACACAGAUUCAAACCAAAAACUUAAACCUAAUCGGUACUUUACCUCCAAAUCUCAACCAACUCACUCAACUCACUAAUUUGGGUUUCCAAAAUAACAAACUCAACGGUCCAUUACCGUCGCUAAAAGGCUUGUCCAACCUUAAAUAUGCUUUCUUUGACAACAAUGAAUUCGAUUCCAUUCCUUUCGAUUUCUUCCAAGGGUUGUCGAGUUUAGAGACUCUUGCAUUGGAUAAUAAUUAUCUUAAUGUUACUACUAAUGGUUGGAAUUUUCCUUCUUCGUUGCAGGAUUCACCUCAGUUAACAACACUUUCUUGUAUGAGUUGUAAUUUGGCUGGUAAUUUGCCCGAUUUUCUAGGGAAAAUGAACUCUCUUUCCUUUUUGAAACUUUCCGGUAACAGUUUCACCGGAGAGAUCCCGCUGAGUCUUAACGGUUCUGGUUUGCAGGUUCUUUGGUUGAAUAAUCAAAAGGGUGAGUUGUUAUCUGGGAGUAUUGAUGUUGUUGUUACUAUGGUUUCUCUUACUAGUCUGUGGCUUCAUGGAAACCGCUUCUCCGGUUCCAUUCCAGAGAAUAUUGGAGACUUAGUUUCUCUUAAGGAUCUUAAUCUUAAUGGAAAUGAACUUGUUGGUCUUAUCCCUGAUUCUUUAGGUGAUAUGGAACUGGAUAAGCUUGAUUUGAAUAAUAACCAGUUUAUGGGUCCGAUCCCAAAUUUUAAAGCUUUGAAUGUUUCUUAUAGUAAUAAUGAUUUUUGUGUAAACAAAACUGGUGUUCCUUGUUCAUUUGAAGUUAUGGCUCUUUUGGGGUUUCUUGGUGGGUUGAAUUAUCCUUCAAAUCUAGUUGAUUCAUGGAGUGGGAAUGACCCUUGUGAAGGACCUUGGUUGGGGAUAAAAUGUAAUGGUGAUGGUAAAGUUUCUAUGAUUAAUUUGCCUCAUUUCAAUCUUAGUGGUACUUUAAGUCCUUCUGUUGCAAAUUUAGGUUCUUUGGUUGAAAUUAGAUUGGGAGGUAACAAUCUUAAUGGUGUUGUACCAAGUAAUUGGACUGGUUUGAUGAAUCUGAAAUUGUUGGAUCUGAGUGACAAUAAUAUUUCGCCUCCUUUGCCGGUUUUUAGUAACGGGUUGAAACCUAUGGUUGAUGGGAAUUCAUUGUUGAAUGGUGGCACAGAAGGUCCUUCCUCGGGGAAAACCAGUCCAUCAGGUCGAACUGGGACUGGUGGAGAUACACAGGGACACUCAAAUUCAUCGAGUUCAACUGAUUCGGUUGGAGCGAAAAAAUCUACAAGGAAAGGCUUGGUUUUGAUUGUAGCCCCUAUUGCUGGUGUGGCGGCUGCUGCAUUUCUGUUGAUUCCGCUUUAUGCAUAUUGUUUCAGGAGGACAAAGGAUGGAUUCCAGGCUCCAAGUUCACUUGUGAUUCAUCCUCGAGAUCCAUCUGAUUCCGAUAGUACCAUAAAAAUAGCUAUUGCUAAUAAUACAAAUGGAAGCGUUUCAACUUUGACAGGGAGUGGAACUGGAAGUAGAAACAGCAGUGCAGUUGGCGACUCUCAUGUCAUUGAAGCUGGGAACCUUGUGAUAUCGGUUCAAGUUCUAAGAAACGUGACCAAGAAUUUCGCUCCCGAGAACGAGCUCGGCCGUGGUGGAUUUGGGGUUGUUUAUAAGGGAGAGUUGGAUGACGGGACUAAGAUUGCUGUAAAAAGAAUGGAAGCAGGUGUGAUUAGCACUAAAGCCUUAGACGAAUUCCAGGCCGAAAUCGCAGUUCUAUCGAAAGUCCGACAUCGGCAUCUAGUGGCCCUCUUAGGUUAUUCUAUUGAAGGUAAUGAGAGGAUUCUAGUGUAUGAAUAUAUGCCACAAGGUGCUCUUAGUAGGCAUCUUUUCCAUUGGAAGAGCUUUGAAUUGGAGCCACUCUCAUGGAAGAGGAGGCUCAAUAUUGCAUUGGAUGUUGCUAGAGGAAUGGAGUAUCUUCAUACUCUUGGUCACCAGAGCUUCAUUCACAGAGAUCUUAAGUCCUCAAAUAUCUUGCUUGCUGAUGAUUUUAGAGCUAAAGUCUCUGAUUUCGGAUUGGUGAAACUUGCUCCUGAUGGCGAAAAAAAAUCUGUUGUGACCAGGCUUGCUGGGACCUUUGGAUACUUGGCUCCGGAAUAUGCAGUGACAGGAAAAAUCACUACCAAAGCAGAUGUUUUCAGUUUCGGGGUUGUGCUAAUGGAGCUAUUGACAGGAUUGAUGGCGCUCGAUGAUAAUAGACCCGAGGAAAGCCAAUACUUGGCAUCAUGGUUCUGGCAUAUAAAAUCAGAUAAGAAGAAACUAAUGGCCGCUAUUGAUCCAGCUCUUGAUAUAAAAGAAGAAACUUUCGAGAGCGUCUGCAUUAUUGCCGAGCUAGCUGGACACUGCACCGCUAGAGAACCAAACCAAAGGCCAGAAAUGGGUCAUGCUGUAAAUGUUCUUGGACCCCUUGUUGAAAAAUGGAAACCGUUCGAUGACGACACUGAGGAGUAUUCCGGUAUCGAUUAUAGCCUUCCUCUUAACCAGAUGGUAAAAGGAUGGCAAGAGGCCGAAGGAAAGGACACGAGUUAUAUGGACCUUGAAGACAGUAAAAGUAGUAUCCCGGCAAGACCUGCCGGAUUUGCAGAUUCUUUUACUUCAGCCGAUGGCCGAUGAAACAAAUGGUUUGUUGCUUUGCUGAAUGUUGAGUGUUCCUUUUCUUUUUUUUUCCUUUCACCUUCGUUUUAUCUUUCAUUAGGUGUAGAUAGCAUGCUCUGGUGUAAUAGAGGUCGAGUAAAAGAUUUCAUAUGCACUUGUGAAAAUUGGAAUCUCAAUUCUCACUUUUAUGCUUUGUAUUUUCUACUAUGAUAUUUAAGUGUUAAUGGUUGUAGAUAUGGAGCCACGAUCAAUGAAAAUGCUUGUAAUUUGUUUAUUUAUUCA
This is a messenger RNA of Cicer arietinum (chickpea), 3356 nucleotides long. Its product is annotated as receptor protein kinase TMK1-like. Gene Ontology annotation, biological process: protein phosphorylation. Gene Ontology annotation, molecular function: protein kinase activity; ATP binding; protein binding. Lineage: Eukaryota; Viridiplantae; Streptophyta; Magnoliopsida; Fabales; Fabaceae. The record is from RefSeq and is a predicted model, not a curated record.